AUGUUGUCUGUAGUCACUGUCGAACAUGACCAAACUCUCGGCGAAUUUGUGGAAUGUCGAAGGACGCCCCAGAGUUGCAGUCCGAAUAUGUUCUCUCGCGUUGGGACCAGUAUUGAAGGCGGCAGCAAUGAUUGUAGCUCGACGGGGCGCAUGAUGAAAUGCUUCACUUGCGGACCGCGUUGCCAGUUUCAGUCUUGUCCAACUGAGCUGCAGUGCAUCGGCGUUAUUGUCAUUGUUCCUCAAAGUCUCGAGCAUUUUGGAUGUCUUGCCUGUAAUCUACACGGCGAACCAAGUUUUGUGCAGUUCUCUUGGCGGAAUCUGAAAUACACGCUUGAAAAGGUGCUGUGCGAUUUUGGUGCCAAGGUCAGACUGAAGGCGAGUUGGGAUUUCAUUUCUGCAGUGUGGAGAGCUAGUGAAGUCGUUCCUGAAGUUCCGUAUCAGAAGGGCAUAGUCACCGCGGUUGUCAACGGCGUUGCAACCAUUGAAUGCAUAUCUGCAUCGAAAAUCAUGUUUUACGCUUUGCACGAAUUUCCGCAUCACAAUAUCAGGGUUGGGACAAACGUUGAGUUUGUUUCCGUCUGUGCGGAUGACGGAGAAGAGGUAAUUACCCGAUUGGAUAUCUUAACAUCUGAGGUACAACAAAUAUCAUUGGAGAAAUACAUCGGCCGUGUCGUCAGCAUUCCUAGUGGUCCUAAUGGCUGCGAAUUAGGUACCUUGGAGUACAGUGCUGAUACAAGGCAGCUAUUAGUCCCAUUUUGGAAAAAAGACUUGGCAUUCACACACACGCUGUUAAGCGGUGAUUUCGUUCAGUUCCGUUUGAGAACUGACGUUAGUGGUGACAAAAACGGACGAUUCGCUGUCGAUAUCCACUUUUUGAUCGAAAUGAGUUUAUUCAACGAGAACGGACGUGUUCAGGCAGAUGUUUUGUCUGUGUACCCGGAUUACGCGAUAUCGAUUUGUCAGGGUGACAAAAGGCCAAUUUUAUUCCGAAAGUCAGAGCUAAUUAGAGAUAUCGGUCUUCGGCCCACCAUGAUAGUGGACGUUACGACUGACAAGUCGACUGUCUACCAUUCAAAUCGAUCGAAUAUCUCUUGUCCAGCUCUUGCAGCUGGUGAUGUUGCUUCCGUAAGGAGUAGUAGUGCUGACCCGCCGUGCGAAAGUCCUCAGAUGUGCCAAUUAUGGCAUACUUCAAGAAAACCAAUAACUUCAGAAGAAAACGCCUCCGAAUCAUGCAGCUCUAUUUCUUCGAUCGAAAAUGAUCUCAAACAUUGCGACAUGGCUUUGGACGGCAAAGAAGAUUCUCCAACCCAGCACCUAUACGACCCGUUUGGUAUAAAGAACAUAGACUGGUCAUCAGGUGCCCUUUAUUCUUCCAAUCUCUUAUCUGAAAAUUUCACCGACAAAGUGACGCUUUGCCUCAGCCCACAGAAGGCGCUUAUCAACAAAAGCCUAGAAAAGGCACGCUCUGCUUGGUACGCAGUCGCGCCCACUGUAGGUGCUAAGUAA
Messenger RNA from Soboliphyme baturini, 1506 nucleotides. Lineage: Eukaryota; Metazoa; Nematoda; Enoplea; Dioctophymatida; Soboliphymatidae. The record is from the annotation of a GenBank genome assembly.